GCCUAUAAAACUAUUCUUGAGAUGUCUCCAUACCGGAUUGUAUAUGGAAAAGCAUGUACCCGAAGGAAGUUACAAAUAUCAGAGAUAGAAGAGUUGAGGAACAAUGCAUAUGAUAACUCUAGGAUCUACAAGACUAAAUUGAAAGCAACUCUGGCAAGCAGAUCCUAAGAAAGAACUUUGAGCCAAAUCAAAAAGUGCAUCUUUAUGAUUCUCAUUUACAUCUCCAUCCAAGAAAGCUAAGAUCUAGAUAGACAGGUCCAUUUGUGGUGAAACGAGUUUUUCUUAAUGUUGCGGUUGAGAUUGAGGAUCCAAUCGAUGGGAGAAUUUUUUGAGUUAAUGGAAUAUGGUUGAAGUAGUAUGUGGAGCGAGUAGACCAACCCGAGGAAAUCGUUCUUGUGGCUCCAACCUAUAAUACUUAAUCAGGUUCUGUCUUUCCAUAAUAUCAUUUUUUUCUUUCUUUUCUUUUAUUUGUUUUUGCUUUUAUUUAUUAGCUUAUCUUUUAUUAGGUUAGGUUUCUAGGUUUCUUUCCGUAGCUAUUACUAUUGUAGGUUUGCUUUUAUUUCUUUUAUUCUAUGCCAGUGAGGACACUGUCUCAUUUAGGUUGGGGGUGGUUGCACUGCAUGCACAUUUUAUGCACACUUUUGAUAUACAUUCUCUUCCAAAAAAAAAGGAAAUAAAAAAAAAAAGAACAAAAAAAAAGCCAAUGCCUUGCUUAUUCCUUUUACUUUGGUAAUUCUUGUGUGAAAGGGUUUAUUUAUGCUUUUCUACCUAGGUAUUAUUUCAAAAUUACUUGUUUAAAUCACUUUCUCUAUCUUGAUUAUUAAAGAGUAACUUCUAAAAACCUUUUGCACAGAAUACUAAGCUUUGUGGUUAGAUGGAUGUUCAAUAUGUAUAGCCAAGAGAAUUAUCAGGUUUAAGUGCACUGUUUUUUUAUACUCACACAUCUUUUGUGAGUGAGUGGAGAGUUGAGUAAACAACUUAUGAACUUUCAUUGCUUAGUUGAAUUGGUUAGUUGCUAUUUA
Molecule: messenger RNA, 1022 nt
Organism: Rubroshorea leprosula
Lineage: Eukaryota; Viridiplantae; Streptophyta; Magnoliopsida; Malvales; Dipterocarpaceae
Source: the annotation of a GenBank genome assembly